ACCGGAUUUGUUUUCCCUGAUCAGCUGUUGUUGAGGAGGAUGAUGACGUAUUUCCGGUCUCACACCCGAGUCGACAUUACAACAACAAGGCAGUCCGAGCCGAGCCGAGCCGAGCUGGGACAGAGAGACGACGGUACCACCACAGUAAUCAUCAGAAAUCAAAGAACUCCAGUAUCACCACAGAAGAAUUCCCAUUGAUAAAGUCGGAAACUACCAACUUCCCCCACAGAUGAGGCAGAUGUUGUAGAGGGGACCCACAUCCCCACAGCAGGAACAGUUGUAGGUGUGUUUUAUCUGAGUCCAGAAUGGAGAGGAUUUGAGGGGGCUUUCUCCUCAGGUGAGUCCUGAGUCGUGACACUAAGCUCUCCUGAGCUCAGGUUCUUCAGAGCCCACCCUGCUAGUAAUAUGAGCCAUGGACUCCUGGGCAGUUGAUAGUCCUGUAACCCUGGUCAUUAAGGCCCCUAACCAGAAGUAUGAAGACCAGACCAUUAACUGCUUCCUAAACUGGACUGUGGAGAGGCUGAAGAGUCACAUCUCCAACGUGUACCCAAGCAAGCCGCUGUCCAAAGACCAGCGGCUGGUGUACUCAGGAAGGCUCCUUCAAGACCACCUACAGCUCAAAGAUGUGCUUAGAACGCAGGAUGAAUACCACAUGAUGCAUCUAGUGUGCAGCUCUCACAGCCCCCCAGCCUCGCCCAUGCCUCGGAGCCCUUCCAACUCUUCUGCUUCUGCCUCCAGCAGUUCAGACAGUGCCAGCUCCGCCUCCCCUGCCAGUCAGCCAGCCUCCUCCUCCUCCUCCUCCUCUUCUUCUGUCCCAGAAAGUUAUGAUGGGCUGAGGUAUCGUGGUGGCGUCCCCCAGUACAACCCCCAGAGCCCUGCUGGUGUCCCUCAGUGGCCAGAUGGAGCCCAGGUCCCUUUACAGGGCGACCUCCCUGCCAACAUGCCCCCCCACCCCAUGUACAUGCCCAUGCAGAUGCUGUGGUGGCAGCAGAUGUAUGCACGCCACUACUACAUGCAAUAUCAAGCAGCAGUAGCGGCCUCUCAGCCUCCCAGCGACCCCGCUCCUUCCCCUCCCUCCGCCUCGCCACAUCAACCCGCCCAGCCCAACGAAGCCGUGCAGCCGCCGCCGCUGGGGCCCAACCCGGCCCCCAACCCUUUACCCGAGAACCAGCCGGCCAACCCCAACAUCCAGAUGAACGCGCAGGGCGGGGCGGUGAUGAACGACGACGAGCUGAACCGCGAUUGGCUGGACUGGUUGUACACGGUGUCUCGCGCCGGCGUCCUGCUCAGCAUUGUUUACUUCUACUCCUCUUUUAGCCGCUUCGUCAUGGUGAUCGGCGCCAUGCUGCUCGUCUACCUGCAUCAGGCUGGUUGGUUUCCCUUCAGGCCGGAGCAGCAGAACCCCCGAGGAGGAGAAAGGGCCGCGCCUCCUCAGGAGGAAGCAGAGAGACACCAGGACAUACAGGAAAUGGAACGUCUGAUGGAUGAGGGGAUGGAGGACGACGACAGCGGUGAGGAAGGAGGUGGAGGCCCUGAGGACCAGGCCCAGGCGGCUGCUGCUGCUGCCGCCGCCGUCGUCCCCGAGCCAGGCUUCCUUACCACCGCGUGGUCCUUCAUCAGCACUUUCUUCACCUCGCUCAUCCCAGAGGGACGGCCCCAACCGGCCAACUAGGCAGACCCUUUCCCUCUGCCCUACCUCUCAUAUACCCCUCUUCCUCCUGCCAGCAGGUACCGCUCUACAGAAGUAUCACCUUUACCACCUUCAUCUUCACUGUCCUAAAUACCCCCGAAUCAUCUUCAGAUACCCCCACACGUUCAAAUACCCUUUUACCCCAGACCGCCCGGUACCAACCCCAGCCAGUCGGCUACAAAACCUCCUACAUGCUGCCAACGAAUGGACCGAUAUUUAUGAGAAUAAAGGAACAUGUAGAAAGUUAAUCUCACGUUGUGUUAAUGGAUUAAAUGCUUCAGCAGUGAAAGUUGUUUUUUUCUUUCAUCGUUUAUGAAUUCAUUGAGACGUGGCGAUGGUGAGAGACCCUGGAGGGAGCUGUCUUCCAUUUUAAAAAGUGAUAUGGUCAUGCUUUUGAAACUUUUAAAUGAGGGAUGUGAUCCAAAAAAAAGAAAGUGGGGAAUCUCCCUAAAAUGACAGGGAGAUUUGUGUCGUUAAACCAUGAAAAACCACAUCCCUAAAGACAUUUUCAUGUUUGCACACGAUGUGCAUAAAGACAUUGCAGCUACUGAAGCACAUUGUUUUCCCACUCUGUGUAUUUGAACAUUAUUUACACAUGUAAGUAUAUGCAUCUUUAAUUCCUGAAUAUAUGCUUUUUUUGAAUAAAAAUCUUGCUGCGGUU
This is a messenger RNA of Sebastes umbrosus (honeycomb rockfish), 2351 nucleotides long. RefSeq names its product HERPUD family member 2 (gene herpud2). The coding region runs from base 413 to 1672 and encodes 419 amino acids. The transcript has 9 exons. Gene Ontology annotation, biological process: endoplasmic reticulum unfolded protein response. The record is from RefSeq and is a predicted model, not a curated record. Gene Ontology annotation, molecular function: protein binding. NCBI's taxonomy places the organism in Eukaryota, Metazoa, Chordata, Actinopteri, Perciformes, Sebastidae.